Molecule: messenger RNA, 3297 nt
Organism: Chaetura pelagica (chimney swift)
Lineage: Eukaryota; Metazoa; Chordata; Aves; Apodiformes; Apodidae
Gene: ASAP2
Product: ArfGAP with SH3 domain, ankyrin repeat and PH domain 2
Exons: 28
Biological process (GO): positive regulation of GTPase activity
Cellular component (GO): cytoplasm
Molecular function (GO): protein binding; GTPase activator activity
Source: RefSeq, a predicted model, not a curated record
AUGGAACUUGCAGAUCGUUUUGUUCUUAGUUGCUCAAAAGUAGCAGAAUUCCACAAUGGUAAAACAGUUACUAUCCAAUAUUGCAUAUUUAAUUUUUCUCUUUUGUUUUAGGCUCUGGAUGUUGAUCGAACUGUUCUCUAUAAAAUGAAGAAGUCGGUCAAAGCCAUAAAUAUAUCUGGUCUGGCUCACGUGGAAAAUGAAGAACAGUAUACACAAGCACUGGAGAAAUUUGGAGGCAACUGUGUUUGCAGGGAUGACCCAGAUUUGGGAACAGCAUUUUUAAAAUUUUCUGUGUUUACAAAGGAAUUAACUGCACUCUUCAAAAAUUUGAUUCAGAAUAUGAAUAAUAUAAUCACUUUUCCAUUGGACAGUUUGCUGAAGGGAGAUUUGAAAGGAGUAAAAGGGGACUUGAAAAAACCCUUUGAUAAAGCUUGGAAGGACUAUGAAACAAAAGUUACAAAAAUAGAGAAGGAGAAAAAAGAGCAUGCUAAGCUGCAUGGGAUGAUCCGUACAGAAAUAAGUGGAGCUGAAAUUGCAGAAGAGAUGGAAAAAGAAAGAAGGUUCUUCCAGUUACAGAUGUGUGAGUACCUGCUGAAAGUCAAUGAAAUCAAGAUUAAAAAAGGAGUGGACUUGCUUCAGAACUUGAUCAAGUAUUUUCAUGCUCAGUGCAAUUUCUUUCAGGAUGGUUUAAAAGCAGUUGAAAGUCUCAAGCCUUCAGUUGAGACACUCUCGACAGAUCUCUAUACAAUUAAACAAGCACAAGAUGAGGAAAGAAGACAAUUAACACAGCUUAGAGAUAUUUUAAAAUCAGCACUCCAGGUUGAUCAGAAAGAGGAAUCUCAGAUUCGUCAGAGUACAGCUUAUAGUUUACAUCAGCCUCAGGGAAACAAGGAGCACGGCACUGAACGAAAUGGUAGUCUGUACAAGAAAAGUGAUGGAAUCAGAAAAGUGUGGCAGAAAAGGAAGUGCUCAGUUAAAAAUGGUUUUCUUACAAUUUCCCAUGGUACAGCAAACCGACCUCCAGCAAAGCUCAAUCUGUUAACCUGCCAAGUGAAAACAAACCCAGAGGAGAAAAAAUGUUUUGACCUCAUAUCACACGACAGGACAUACCACUUCCAAGCAGAGGAUGAACAGGAAUGUCAAAUAUGGACAUCUGUGCUACAAAACAGCAAAGAGGAAGCUUUAAAUAAUGCAUUCAAAGGAGAUGAUAACACAGGAGAAAAUAAUAUUGUCCAGGAACUGACAAAAGAAAUUAUAUCUGAAGUCCAGAGGAUGACUGGAAAUGAUGUGUGUUGUGACUGUGGAGCACAAGAUCCUACCUGGCUUUCAACAAAUUUGGGAAUUCUAACUUGCAUUGAAUGCUCAGGAAUCCAUAGAGAACUCGGUGUUCACUAUUCCCGAAUGCAGUCACUUACAUUAGAUGUGCUGGGAACAUCCGAACUUCUGCUUGCAAAGAAUAUUGGGAAUGCUGGGUUUAAUGAGAUUAUGGAAUUCUGUCUGCCAGCUGAUGAGAUGGUCAAACCUAAUCCGGGCAGUGAUAUGAAUGCAAGAAAAGAUUACAUUACUGCCAAGUAUAUUGAGAGAAAAUAUGCAAGGAAAAAGCAUGCUGACAAUGCAGCUAAAUUACAUGCUCUUUGUGAAGCAGUCAAAUCAAGAGACAUUCUUGGAUUAGUCCAAGUAUAUGCUGAUGGUGUGGAUCUCACAGAAAAAAUUCCACUGGCCAAUGGCCAUGAGCAAGAUGAAACAGCACUCCACCUUGCUGUGAGGUCAGUUGAUCGAACAUCCCUUCAUAUAGUUGACUUUUUAGUGCAGAAUAGUGGCAAUCUAGAUAAGCAAACAUGUAAAGGUAGCACAGCCCUGCAUUAUUGCUGCCUGACGGACAACGUUGAGUGCCUCAAACUGCUGCUGAGAGGGAAGGCUUCUAUUGAAAUAGCUAAUGAAUCAGGAGAGACACCACUUGAUAUAGCUAAACGUUUAAAACAUACUCACUGUGAAGAGCUGCUUACUCAAGCACUGUCCGGAAGAUUUAAUUCUCAUGUUCAUGUAGAAUAUGAAUGGCGGUUACUCCAUGAAGAUCUGGAUGAAAGUGAUGAUGAUGUUGAUGAAAAGCUGCAGCAACCCAGUCCCAAUCGGAGAGAGGACAGGCCUGUCAGCUUCUAUCAACUGGGAUCAAACCAACUUCAGCCUAAUGUGGCAUCCUUGGCAAAAGAUGCAGCAAACAUUGCUAAGGAUAAGCAAAGAGGAUUUAUGCCAAGUUUAUUACAGAAUGAAACAUAUGGAGCAAUACUCAGUGGCAGCCCACCUUCCAUUCAGCCUACAGUGCCUGUUACAAGUAGUGCACCUCCUCUACCUCCAAGGAAUAUCAGCAAAGUUCAGCCUUCAGUUCUUGGCAGUGGUAUUCAGACAAUUUCUUCAUCUAAUGCAAUGUGGAAGACAAAUUCUUUAGGAGUGGAAAGUAUAAGCAGGCAGAGGUCUUCAUCAGAUCCACCAGCUAUUCAUCCCCCUGUGCCGCCAUUGCGUGUAACAUCUACAAAUGUGCUUUCUCCAGCACCACCGCCUCCUGUGGCAAAGACUGCCAGCAUUAUAGAAGCUUUGAACCAGCAAUCUAAACAGCAACCAGCUCCUCCACAAACCAAGCCAACCCCACCACCACUGCCCCCACAACCUCCUAGCAGAAUCUCCCAAAGAAAGCCUGUCCCUGGGACUGAGAAACCAGCUGGCUUAACUAACAAAGGGCAGUCCAGAGGACUUGGGUCUCUACAGCAACCUGCAGCAGGAGAGUCUGUAUGUGAGAUUCCAGUAACACAAACUGGUUCUACAACAAAUACUUUGGCACAAAUCCAGCCACCAGCACCAAUGCCAAGGAAAUCACAAAUAUCAAAAACUAAACCCAAGAGAGUAAAAGCAAUUUACAACUGUGUAGCAGAUAACCCAGAUGAGCUAACUUUUUCAGAGGGAGAUAUUAUUGUAGUUGAUGGUGAAGAAGAUCAGGAGUGGUGGAUUGGACAUAUUGACGGAGAUCCCAGUCGGAAAGGAGCUUUCCCUGUAUCAUUUGUGCACUUUAUUGUUGACUAAAUUGCUACUGAUAAAUGGAGACGUUUCUCAUUCCCAGCGGUCACAGGAAUAAGUUUUGCUGUAUUUAAUUUCAUCUGCCUAUCUACAGACACCUUACCAGAGCACUGCCCAAGUCCUAGGUACUGUAGCUUACUUUUUUAUUGCCAUGGUUCUGAUUUUGGGACUUCUAAAACUUUUUCUAUGUGAAAGCUUCUCUUGAGGAGUUUACACUUUAAAAAAAAA